AUGUUGGGAGAGAAAAUUCUCUCUCAAUCCAUUAGAAAAAUAGCUCAAGAAACAGAAUCAACAUUUUAUUCUGAUGAUGGGGGUGUUUAUGUUGGAGAAGAAAAUAAAAAGAAAAAAUUAGAACUUCCAUUAUUAAUUACCCCAUCAUCUACAGCUUAUUAUGCAACAGCAACAAUUCCUUCAAUAAUUUCAAAUCAAUCAGAUAUAACAUAUUUACAUACUGGGACAUUAAAAGAAAAAGAUUUACAUUCAAAAAGAAGAAGGGAUUCAUCUAGACCAAGUAUCCUUUCAAUGAGAAAUGAUUCAAAAGAAAGACAGCAAUUAUUAGCUUCAGCAGUAAAUGAAGCAUUUGCUAAUACAAGGAGUGCAGAUGGAAGGAGAAAGGAAUUUUUAAUACCAAAUGAAGAUAAUGAACAAUUAAAAAUUGAACAAGAAAAUGAAGAAAAGGGGAAAAAAGAAAGGGGGAAAAGUACUGAAUUUUGGGUUUAA
Molecule: messenger RNA, 489 nt
Organism: Meloidogyne enterolobii
Lineage: Eukaryota; Metazoa; Nematoda; Chromadorea; Rhabditida; Meloidogynidae
Source: the annotation of a GenBank genome assembly